Camelina sativa (false flax) is the source of this 832-nucleotide messenger RNA. RefSeq lists its product as uncharacterized. The record is from RefSeq and is a predicted model, not a curated record. Lineage: Eukaryota; Viridiplantae; Streptophyta; Magnoliopsida; Brassicales; Brassicaceae.
UAUCUUCUUAAAACGCUGCGUUUUCUUAGCUGAUAGAUAAAGCAACUCUUUUUUGCCGGCGAGUGAGUGAGAGAGAAGAGAGAGAAAGAGAGUAAUGGAAGGUGUAGGAUCGAGAUUGAGCAGGACGUCGUCGAGAUACAGUGGUCCGUCGGCGACGGCGGUGUUUAGUGGCCGUGUAAGGAAGUGGAAGAAGAAGUGGGUGCGUGUGUCAACCUCAUCCGUCGGCGUUUUCAGAGCAUCUAAAUCCAACGGUCGUAACAACAGCAGUAACAGUAACUCACCUCACCAUCUACUUCUCCAUAAGUGGACUCCACUUACCUCCUCGACGGUUACUGCCUCCGACGCUAAUGGUUCCGGUGGUGAUACUGAGGAGCCACCUAAGCGAAGAUUCCGAUACGCUCCUAUUGCGAUGCUUGAGCAUAGAGAAAAAGUGGUUUCUAAGGAUUCUGAAAUUGAAGAGACUGAAGAAUUCGACACUGAAUCACCAUUGCCUAAAGCUGUUGAGCUUGACAUGAACAUAACAGACUCAGACCAAGCUAAGGAAGCAAAAACUGGGAACUUGAAUCUAGGACUGUGUCUGAAUUCUGAAGGGACUGAAGAGUGAAGAGGAUCAUAUUGGGUUAGCAUGAAGCAACAAUAAGGGUUUCAGCGUUUGGUAUUGUUGUAGCUUAUGAUGAAUGAUGUCUCAUAUUGUAACUUGUUUUAGGUGUUUAUGCACUUUGUUGUCUUCUAGAUAUCCUGUAUGUAGUGUGUAUGCUAGAAGAAGCUUAUAAGAUAUGUAAGAUUUGAGACUUUUUACCAAGACUAAAGAGCCUGGCUCCAUCAGAUUUUA